Molecule: messenger RNA, 3832 nt
Organism: Drosophila melanogaster (fruit fly)
Lineage: Eukaryota; Metazoa; Arthropoda; Insecta; Diptera; Drosophilidae
Exons: 7
Coding region: 371-1078 (235 amino acids)
Molecular function (GO): protein serine/threonine phosphatase activity; protein tyrosine phosphatase activity; hydrolase activity
Source: RefSeq, marked reviewed
CAGUCGCAAAAAAGUGCCCGUCGCCAGAACGCUGAAAAAACAGCAAACAAUUGAGAUAAAUAAAUAGACUCGAGAUAGAAAUAGUGAUAGAGUGACAAGAAGCAGCCAAAAGCGAGAGCUGCCACAAAAAUCGAAUUUUUUAAGGCAAAAACAUCAAGGAAUUCGCCGAGAGGAUAACGAAAGCGCUGCACCGCAAACGUGCGACCCCCUCCAUCAGUCCAUCAAACCAUCAGUCCAUCCAGCCAACUAUCCCCAUCCACAAAAUCCAGAUAUCCGCGAAUCCAGGAGCCAACGGUGACGAAAGCAGCAGGGGCAGGACUCGCACACAGCCGAAACAACACAACAAACCCAAAACACACACUCCACAAAGAUGUCAUGGAGAUAUGCGCUUCUCACAGACAGAUACAGCAGCAGUAUCGGCGAUAGAUAUAGUCCCCACUAUUAUCAGUCGCCCAGCCGCUUGGAGACCUCCGAACAGACCACAGGCCGCCAGCUGCAGCGAGUCCUGCACUACUCGAUGGCUCCUAGCCGGGCUCUUCCAGGACUAAGACGCGCCGAGUGCGCCAUCCAUGACGUUGACUGUGAUGAGGUCUAUCCGGGCAUCUACAUUGGUGAUGCUGCGGCGGCCAAAAACAAAACGUAUCUGAGAUUGAUGGGCAUCACCCACGUUCUGAACGCGGCCGAGGGAUGUCGGUAUGGUCAGGUGGACACUGGACACAGCUACUACCGGGAUAUGCCCAGCAUCAGACGCAGCCAUAAGGAUUGUGUUUUUAGGUACAUGGGCUUCCCCAUGGUCGAUGCCCCAACGACAGACAUCUCGCGCUACUUCUACGUGGCCUCCAAGUUCAUCGACAGCGCCAUCAGCAGCGGCGGCAAGAUCCUGGUCCACUGCCUGGUGGGCAUGUCGCGAUCGGCCACCUGUGUGCUGGCCUACCUGAUGAUCUGCCGGAAGAUGUCGGCGGUGGACGCGAUACGCACGGUGCGGAUGAGGCGCGAUAUCCGGCCGAAUGAUGGAUUCCUGCAGCAACUGGCCGACUUGGACAUGGAGCUCAAGCGCAAGAACCUGUAUCCCUACUAGUACGAUUUUUGUGGGACUUGACGGGGAGCCUAAGAGACAACCAAAGAUCCAGGGAGAGUGUAAACGGGGGGCAAUGGCAUGGAUCUUGUAGGGGAUCCGGCAACUAACCAAAUGAAAAAUGAAAAAGAUACAAGAUAAAAGAUUACAAUUAUGAAAUGAAAAUCGAAAAAUGAAAAAUGAAAAAUCGUUGUUCUAAACAAAAAUGGAAGCCUACAAAGCUAACGACUUAUAACUGGUAACUUGGUCUUCUGAUAUAUAUAUAUAUAUAAACUGUUCAUCCCCAAAACUGUAUAAUCGCGGCAUACCCAUAUUAUAGGACUAAUACGAGUACGAGUACGAGUAUAUAGAUAUACACAACCAGCCAGAAGGGAAUCAAGUUAUCUCCACACUCACUCGAACAAACACUUAGAGACCUAGAUUGGUAGAGCCACGAUCGAAGCAAUAUGAGGCGAGAUCAACCUAUAUACCUUGCCUAUACCUAGACGUACAGAUUUAUAUACAUGUAUUCCGGACUCACAUCUAUGCGAAUUUUUUCUAAGGCUCUCAUCUGUAUCUGUGUUAACGUUCUGUUUCAUCCCAUACACCAAUUCCCAAUCCCCUAUAGCGAGCCCAAGUCCUACAUAUAUAAGAAGAGCUGAAACUAGAUCAUGAACAAUGUUUGCGGACACAAACGUAACCAGAUGCAUAUAUACUGAUAUAUAACUGUGUAACGGAUAUACAAGCAUGCGUUAUAUACACCUAUACCAUAUAUAUAUAUAUACAUAUAUAUAUAUAUAUAUAUAUACUGUAUACACCAAGUGUGGACAAUGUAAUAAAACCAAAUUCAUAUUUUCUAGAACAUGUACGAUGUUUAAGAGCAGACGAAACAAAUAACUAAACCAAAUCAAAUGAGCAGAACAAGUAACUAAAACUAAAAGUAAACUUAAGGAGUGAUUAAUAAUAAAAAACAAACAAAAAAACCAAAACAAGAACAAAGUCAUAUAUGGAUUAAACGAAUGGAAUAUAUUUAAGAAUCUUGCUUCAAAUCUUAAUGAUAGUUUUUUGUAGAUUUCGAAAGCGGAAAACUGCUCCAGUUCUUAAAUCACAUAGAUCCCUUUGGUGAAGUGUGAAGGAAAUUGAAUUCGAUUUCCCCAGUUCCCACCAUUUCCCAAUCCGAAAUCCCAGUACCAUCCGAGUGUUGUGGUGUUGUGGGGUAUCGGAUAUUAGCUGCGCCUGCUAACUGCCUGGAAACACCUGCAGAGGCAUUUUCUUAUCGAGGUUUUGGACUCACCAGGCUCACCUCGGCGCGUAAUUAAAACAGAUGAUAUUGGCUACCUGGAACUGGGGCUGCUGCUAACCGCAUAGUUGACCCUAAUUUGGAACUAUCAAUAACUGAGGCGAACUGACCGAAAACCCACUGGAAAAAACACACAAACUAGAAGAAUCCAGAAUACAGAAUCCAACGAAGCCACCACAAAGAUUUCGAUCGUGCGCACAGUCAAAACAAUAAAAUUAAUGUCUCCGCUCGGGUUCACGGGGUUCACGGGGUUUACGGGGUUCAUGGCUAGGUCGGGAUCAGCGGGUGCCACUUAAGUGGUCCCGAAAUGGAAUUCCUCUAAGCCCUAAACAGGUAGCAGUUGUUAAAAGUCGUUGAACAACAAAUGGAACAACAACAGAACAUCGUAUUCGAGGUACAAACUCUUCUGUCAGCCAUAAGAUCCCAAAAACAGUCUGUUUAGAGUGCACAAAUGUAGCUUGGACUCGUAUGCAUGCAUACUAGGCUGAUGGAACUCGACUUUGGCUGAUACGAUAUCUAGGAAAAUUGGUAUGCGGGGUGCUAAUACCUUAAAAUGUGUUAUAAAUAGUAAAUCAAAGCACUGUGUGUGGUAGUCACUAUUAUGUAUCACGAACUUGCGCUGGUGUUGCGCUAUCUAGGAAAAUUAAAAACUUGUCACAGAAUAUGCUCAGAGAUGCUCCAUGACCAACUUUAAUAAGAUGCUAUAAUGUACAUGAAAGUUGGUAUGCCUAAAGCUACAAAUUGUUAGUGUAGUGCAUUUCUUAUUCGUAUAGGAGCUUGCUUACACACUGGUUCGCUUGAUCAGGUCAAAUGGCAAAAGAGACGAUGUCCAGCGGCGUUUGUUGGUAUCUUCGACUGGCUUCGCGGGAAUGUCCAUCGCUAAACUAGUUUCUCGGUUUCCCAGGCCUCGACCUAAGCUGCUAGAAAUCAUUUUUCAAAGCCCACACUUAAGACCCGCACUUCAUGGAACAGAACAGCUGGCCCCUCGAGCCCGCGAUAUAGACCAUAGACCAUAGACCAUACACAACCAUGGCCAACAUCCCCACACAUCCACACAUCCUCGUCCAUGUCCCUUCGCUCCAGAGGGUGACACAUGCUCGGGAUAUGGAAUACGAGGGAGUGGGUAAAUAGAUGAGGACUCUAUGCACAUGAAACAAUUAUUAUUAUUAAUAAGUUAGUUUUGUUCUAUACCACGUGCCACCUCUUCAGCUUGCUUGCAGCUUGUGCUUCGUCCUUCGAAUUACGCUAUAAGAUUAAGCAUGAAAAAUGUUACGAAUUUUCCACUCGCAUAAUUAAUCUUCAUCUGGCGCUAUGUUUGCCUCUCCAUGUGGCGAAUGGGGCGGGUCUGGGAUCGGGGGGGUAGGAUUUUACAUGCGAAAGAGUUAAAUAAUUAUAAGUACACACACUACUCACGCGGGGUGUGGAUGGGCAAACCUUCGGUGUACACAGAACAUAAUAAGUGCUUACUUAAAUUUGAC